GUGCACACGGGGGCGAUGCGCAGAGUCAGCGCUGUAGUGCGGCGGUGCGGGAGGAGCGUGCGGCGUGUUUCCGGGAGUGACGGAUCGGCAGUAGGGGAGCGGGCUGUUGAAAAAACACGGCGAUGGAAGCCGAGUUUCGGGAAAUUGAUGAAUCCGGGAACUGGAACGCCAUUUACCAGGAAAUCAGACAACAGUCAAGUGAACUGCCCUGCAAGAUUGCCAAACUUCCAGAGAACAGAAGCCGCAAUCGCUACAGAGAUGUCAGCCCAUUCGACCACAGUCGAAUUCGUCUUCAAAUCAGCAGCAAUGACUACAUCAAUGCCAGUCUGAUCUCCAUGGAGGAGGCGCAGAGGAGUUACAUUCUCACUCAGGGUCCUUUACCUAGCACAUGUGGGCAUUUUUGGGAGAUGGUGUGGGAGCAGAGGACUCGCGGAGUGGUCAUGCUGAACCGUGUCAUAGAGAAGGGAUCGGUGAAAUGUGCGCAGUACUGGCCACAGAGGGAGGAGCGGGAAGCCAUUUUUGAGGACACGAAUUUCAAGUUAACUCUAGUUUCAGAGGACGUGAAAUCAUACUACACAGUUCGGCAGCUGGAGCUGGAGAAUCUUUCAACUCAGGAAACCAGGGAGAUUCUUCAUUUUCACUACACCACCUGGCCUGACUUUGGUGUUCCCGAGUCUCCUGCCUCUUUCCUCAACUUCCUGUUCAAGGUGCGAGAGUCAGGCUGUCUAAACUCAGAUCAAGGGCCCGUGGUGGUCCACUGCAGCGCCGGCAUCGGUCGCUCCGGAACCUUCUGCCUUGUGGACACCUGCCUGCUGCUGAUGUCUCUGCGGAAAGACCCAUCCUCGGUCCAGAUCAAGGAUGUUCUCCUGGACAUGAGACGAUACCGGAUGGGUCUGAUCCAAACAGCGGACCAACUCCGAUUCUCCUACCUCGCCGUUAUUGAGGGUGCUAAAUGCAUCAUGGGAGACACCUCGAUCCAGGAGUCGUGGAAGGAGUUGUCAAAUGAGGAAGACCCUCCUCCAGAAUUCACUCCCCCUCCUAGGCCACGUCCACCAAAGCCUGCCUACAAUGGACCUCAGUCCACGUCCCAGUUUUUUCCUGAACAUGACGAGAUAAGGGCCAACAAUGUCAUCUACACACACAGCGCUCCUUCAGAACCGGAGGUCCGCAGAAGAACAGUGGCAACGGUGGCAGCGACGGCAUCACCGGAUUUUGAGAGGCCGACAAUGCCGGCUGACGAGCCUGAUAACGCCAACGUUGCGAAGCCACAUGACCCACUCACCGCGACAACUGAAGCUCCGCCCAAACCGGCACGGUCACCACCAGAGAACACACCUGCAGGACAGUGGAGCCCUCUGCUGGCUAGCAUGUGUGUGUGCACCAUGCUCGCUUUGGGAACAUACAUCUGUUACCGCGCCUGCUUUCACUGAUUAUUGCUCUCCCUCUAUCUCCGUCUCUCUCUGUCUGUCUUCCUGCCUUUCUAGCUCGCUCUCUCUCUCUCUCUCUCCACCUCUCUCUCUCUUUCCCUCCCUCUGUCUGUGGUUAGGGAGAGGGUGGGUGAAUAGGUUCUGCUGGCCAGCUGGCUCUCUCUACCUCCUUUUGAGAGGGAGAGAGAGAGAAUUAGAAAAAAAAUUAAAUAGAGAGAGAGAGAGAAAAAUGAUGGAGAGGGACAGACACCUGCCAUUGAGCCCUGUCUCUGUAUUUUUUUUUUUUUCCCCCAAAUUUUCCCCACUUCUUUUCCCUAUACUGUUUGGGGAAAGAUGUAGAGAAAAGACUUUCUUAGCCAAACUGCUGUUAUAUACCCUAUUACAUGACACAACACACACAAGCAGUCUGUCUGUUCGAUAGCUCAGGGCCUCGCACUUCAGGUGUCCCCCAAAUAUGACAUCCAGGUUUUACUUAUCCAAAUAAACCCUUUUAGUAUUGCUGCAAUAAGCAAGGGAACAUUUGUGUGUCUAGUGUGUGCGUGUGUGUGUGUGUGUGUGUGUGUGUGUGGCGGAUGUCUGUUUUUGUGUCAACGUAAUAGGUUGUGUGAAUUCAUAUUUGUGUCACAAAAGUCAGCGUUUUGAAAAAAAACAUCAUAACUGCCACACAGGGGCUCUUGUGGCUUUGGCUGUUUAGCCUUCUCAAAUAUACAGUGUUUGUUUGUUUGUUUGUUUGUUUGUUUUGCUAAGCUUUAAUGAUGCCCCUUGCAGAGCUCUGAAUUGUGUGCGUGUGUCUGUGGGUGUUUGUGUGUGUGUGUAUGUGUGUGAGUGGGGAGUGGAGGGAGUGGUAUCGAGUCCACUCUGAUAGCAAUCUUGCCAGUUGUGAAAUAAAGGUUUAUGUUCUUCCUGCCCAACUGCGAGGGCUCACGUUUGCACUUGGCUUGUUUUAAAAAAAAAAAACGUCAUGAUUGAAAUAUCUUGAUCAAAGAUAAGACACCAGCGUGUCCAUCCUUCUUGUUUGCCUGGAUUUUCCUUUAGCUCUUACAGAAAUUUAUGGAAUGCGUUUUUGUUACUCUACAAAAUGGUUUCGCUUCCAUUUUCCAUGUGUCUUGUAAGCAUUUGCUAUUCAUCAUAUUCAGGAAUCUUGACCUCGGUUGUAUGCUGUAUUCCAGCUCCCUAAAAGCUUUUCCGGCACAGACUCGUGUAAUGGCUUGGGACUUGGGAUAGGGGGAUUGUUCUGAACAUUAAUUAAAUGUCAUUUUAAGGUUAUGACUUCGUAACCUUUUGCAGGCCGCAUUUACGCACAUCACUAGGUCCUCAUACAAGGGAACCUUGGGGUUUGCAAUUGUAGCGUAAAUUGAGGUAGCGUAAAUAAUGAAAAAUGUAAAAAAAAAAAAAAUAGAUUUAAAAAAGCUUUGAUGCAUCAUAUUGCCACCAGGAGGCAGCAUUGAGUUACGUUCGUGAGGAAAAGCAUCUUUUUAAGAGGGUUUGGUCUUCAUUUCCUCCUCCUCUUUCUCCUUCCCUAGCAAUAUAUAAAAUACAUAAGAAUGUCAGUGUGUCUGUAGAAACGGCUGUUCUGUCAGGAUGAGGCUUGUAGUUUGUAAUGGCAGCUGUAAUGGCAUAAUGUUUGGCUGGUUCCUAACGCCAAACGCUAAUGUGGAUAAAAGAUCUUUAUUAUUAAUAUUUUUUCUUCUGCUUGAGAACAUUUCAUUUCCAAUUCCAAUGUUUUGUUCUUUGUGACAAUUUCUGGAUUUUUAAGCCGUUUAGGAAUUUGUGUCAUUUGUAGACCAGACAACCUAAAAUGAAUGAAUGAAUCAUUUAUUAAUAAUAAAAGUAAAUAUGAUAAAACGGGGGGGAUGGGAGGGGUGGUUUGGGGGAGGGGGUCGAUGCUGCACAUAACAUCCUUUGGUCUGCAGUUUUGUAAAAAUCUCUGCCGAUGUUUGGUUAAUCAGGAACAAUCUUUUCAGGGUGGGUUUUAGUUGUUGUGAUUGUAGUUAUAUUAACCCUAAACCUUAUUUUCUCGUGCAGGUUCUUGACGAAUAAACUAUUGCUUAGAAAAUGAGGGAUUUUAAACUCAUCAGGUUUUUUCAGCCUGAAAAAGGAUUAAGUGAUUGGGUGUAGGGUUUAACGGCACUUGUGCUAUGGUGCUAUAUAUUCCAAUUAAAAGAGACUAAUGAGUUUAAUACAUAUUUCUUUCAACGUGCAGCAUAACCAUGGAACAGCCAUCUAAAUUCGGAUCUGAGCGUACAUCUCUUAAAAUUACACAUGAAUGGAAUAAAUUAAAGCAUAUACAUUAAUGACUGAAAAGAAAUUGGCAUGGAUUAAAAUAGGAGUCUAAUUGGUUUAGACUUGUUUUUAUAUAUUUCCUCUCAAUGUACUCAGUCUUUUGUAACUCUGCUGCCUCUUUCGAAUCAGUCCAAUAAGACUUUUGAUUGUAUUUUACUUCUCUGCUGGAAAAAAGUUGAUUGUGCUCAUCCACUGUAGCGCUAUCCUUGCUUUGGUGGUUCGAGUGCUGGGGUCCAGUUUAAUCUUGUCACCAUUACAGAAUGCCCAAUUUAUGUGUCCUUUCCUAAACCUCAAGAAUGUAAUAAACUUUUCAUGGACAUUCUGUUAUAAUAGGUUGUGCUUUGUGCCAGAUAUAUCACUUGUGUGUGUAUGUGUGUAUGCCAAUGUGUGAUAUAUUUUUGGACUGGCAAAUUGGCAGAAUUGUUAAAAAAAAUCUUACCCUUCAUAUGGAAGGCCUCAUUGUUUUUCUUUUCAUUUCUUUCACACCAUUUUUUUUUGACAUUUUUUUUGUUAUUAUCCAUCAACUUACUUUUUUCUUUUUGUAAAAAAAAAUGGGACUACUGCUUUGUUGUGGUUGAAUCUGAUUUGGAUUGAAGACUUUUUUUUUUUUUUCUUUUUUUUUUUAGUUUCAGACUGAAAGCCAAACAACGAUGUGGUAAUAAAAUCAGACGUCUUACA
This is a messenger RNA of Clarias gariepinus (North African catfish), 4388 nucleotides long. RefSeq names its product protein tyrosine phosphatase non-receptor type 1 (gene ptpn1). The record is from RefSeq and is a predicted model, not a curated record. Gene Ontology annotation, molecular function: protein tyrosine phosphatase activity. Gene Ontology annotation, biological process: protein dephosphorylation. Bases 123 to 1430 code for a protein of 435 amino acids. Lineage: Eukaryota; Metazoa; Chordata; Actinopteri; Siluriformes; Clariidae. The transcript is spliced from 10 exons.